ACCUGCCCAAGAAUCCCACUCUAUUCGAAUAACACAGUUUUAUUAUAUAUAUAGUCUUCUUUUCAUUCUGUUCUCUCAAAUCAUAUCUGGUUGUUUCAGUGUUUGGAGGUCAGGAAAAAACAAAAAUCUCAAAGAGAAACAUAAUGGGUAGAGGGAAAAUUGAGAUAAAGAAGAUAGAAAAUCUGAACAGCCGUCAGGUCACGUUUUCAAAACGGCGAAGUGGGUUGCUCAAGAAGGCCAAAGAACUCUCGGUUUUAUGUGAUGCUGAGGUUGCAGUCAUAAUUUUCUCUAGCACAGGGAAACUCUAUGAAUUUUCCAACACUAGCAUGGAACACACCCUGUCAAGAUACAGCAGGGGCUUGGAAAUGGAUUAUCCACAACAUUCUUCAGAUGACCUUGCAGUAGAGCAGGCGCCAGAUGAUGUGAAUGCAUUGAAGAAUGAAUUGGCAAAGCUACGUGUGGCAUACUUGCGAAUGCUGGGUAAGGACCUGGAGGACUUGAGCUUGAAAGAGCUGCAGAUCCUAGAGGAUCAGAUGAGUGAAGGGAUAUUAGCUGUGAAGGACAAGAAGGAGGAAGUUCUUUUGGAGCAACUUAAGAAGUCCAAAAUACAGGAACAAAAGGCCCUGCUAGAGAAUGAGGCUCUACACAAACAGCUUGAUGAAAUACGGCGAACCUGCAAAUCACCUUUCCUCGAAUUCAACCCUUUGGAGAAGAAGUUUUUACUCUCAGGUUCAAAAGCUGUUUCUACCUCUGCAUCUGAGGAAAAUGAACAUUCAGACACUUCUUUGCAUUUGGGAUUGUCCACAGAAGUUCGUCGCAAGAGAAAAUCACAAAAGAUUGAUCACACAUGCAAUGACUCAGGGAGUCAAGUGGCCUCGGGGUGAUAUAUUUGUUAAGAAGUUACUGUCUUGCAGUUAAAAGUUUUAUCUAGUUAGUUUCAGCUAUAAAAUAGUUAAUUUUCUUCUUUGACAUAUAGUGGUAGAUGUCUUGAACUAAAUUGAGGUGUUUUAGAUUUCUGUAAAUGCUAAGGCUAAUAAGGCAUUUCAACAAAAUUUUCAGUUCAUUUGAUGCGCUAGGGUGGUAAUGCAAAAUGCAGAUUCCCCUAAUAUAAUGUGGGAAACUGAAAGAUUAAUAUAUAUAUAUUUUUUAAAUGCCUUGAA
Molecule: messenger RNA, 1160 nt
Organism: Quercus robur (English oak)
Lineage: Eukaryota; Viridiplantae; Streptophyta; Magnoliopsida; Fagales; Fagaceae
Product: agamous-like MADS-box protein AGL18
Exons: 8
Coding region: 144-884 (246 amino acids)
Biological process (GO): positive regulation of transcription by RNA polymerase II
Cellular component (GO): nucleus
Molecular function (GO): protein dimerization activity; RNA polymerase II cis-regulatory region sequence-specific DNA binding; DNA-binding transcription factor activity, RNA polymerase II-specific
Source: RefSeq, a predicted model, not a curated record